UCAAGGUUUGUCUCUAGCGCCACCCCUUUCCACUACACCAGUGGGCACAAUGGGAGCGAAAAGGGAGCGAAUCGCCAGAAGCUGCACCAACGACACAACAGCUGAGAAACAACAACAGCAACAGCAACAUCAACAUGUUUCGCGUGCGCAGUGGUUUUGCCCCUCCCCUUUUCAUUCCAUCCCAAUCAGAUACCAAGAAAGGAUGGGUUUUUUCUGGAUGCUCCUAGUAGGUGUUUUGAGCAUCUUGCUCAUCGUGGAGAUAUUAAAGUGGCUUCGCAACUUUUUUACUGCAAGUCAGAGGUCGAGGGGCCCAGACAUUCCAAGCCCGCCUGCCUACCCAAUCCUUCGUCAUAUGCCAUAUUUUCUAGACAACAUUGAUGAUGACAAAAAACUUUUAGCAUGGGCAGAAAGCUUCAAAGAAGAGGGGAUGUUCGUCAUUGAUACGUUGUUAGGGCCUAAAAGAAUCUGUAUUUUCAAAGAAGAUUUUAUCAAGCAGGUUCUUGUAAGAAACUGCACAAAAUAUGGUAGAUCCAAGCUGCUUGCUGGUGUUUUUCCACAAGUCAAGAAAGGAAUUCUUUUGGUGAAUGGCAAAGAACAUGCUUGGCAAAGAAAGAUGUUGAACCCAUCAUUCUCAUUUUCAUCUCUUUUGCCAUUUGUGGAUGUUUUUGAUGCCAAUGCAGACAGUUUAGUACAGUACUGGAAGGAGAAAGCCAAAAGCACACUCUCUGGAGUUGUAGAGGCAGAUAUACAUAGGGAUUUCACCAAACUGACUUUAGACGUUAUUGGGGAGACAGCAUUUGGCUAUAAUUUCAAUACACUUACUACUGGGGAAAACAAGGUCAGCCAAUCUGUGGAGCUUAUCUUGGCAGGAAGAUCAAGUGUGAUGGCCAGACUCAUAAGAAGAAUCAUACCGUUCUAUGACUUGAUUCCUUUCCCAGAAAACACCAAAAUGAAAAAGGCUGCUGAAAUUGUUAAUGGUGUUGUUGCAGAGGUUAUCAAGAAUAAGCGAGAGAAGUUGAGAAAUGGAGGGGAUCCCAACGGUGAGAUUUCUAAAGAUUUGCUUGGUAAAAUGAUUCUAUUACAAGAUAAAGAGACAGGCAAGACACUAUCAGAUGAAGUGAUUGAAGCUCAAGUUCACACCUUCAUGGUUGCUGGACAUGAAACAACAAGUGUCGGACUCACAUGGAUUUUCUAUCUUUUGGCAAAGCAUCCUGCUGUGCAAGAAAAGGCCAGAGGAGAAGCAAAAGCUGUUCUUGGCAGUUCAACAUCUGUUAGAAGUGAAGACCUUGAUAAACUUUCCUACAUAACUGCAGUUAUAAAUGAAUCCCUCCGAAUGUACCCUCCAUUUGCUGUUUUUAUGAGAGAGGCAUUGCAAGAUGAUGUAAUUGGUGGCUACAAAAUCCAAAAAGGUUCAUAUAUUCUCAUCCCUAUCUGUGUUCUCCAUCAUAUGGAGGAGAAUUGGCCAAACCACAAUGAUUUUAGGCCGGAAAGAUUCCUUGAUGCAGGAGAAAAACAGUCUGAAAUUGGUAAUUACACAUUCAUGCCGUUCUCAAAUGGUCCUCGCAACUGCAUCGGGUGGAAGUUUGCAGUUAUGGAAAUGAAAGUUGUUGUUGCAAAACUACUGACCACAUUCAAGUUUGAGCUUGACCCAAGACAGAAAGCAAUUUCUACCAAACUUCGACUAUCAUUAAAGCCCUUUCCAAAACCAAUUUUAAGAAUUUCAGCCAUCGAAGGGUAAGAUUCUUUUCAAGGCAUGCAACAACUGAUUUUCCUUUUGUCAAGAAUAUCAAGAAAACUUAGCAUACAAGACAUCGCAAAUCUUUUUCACAAUUACAAACAAGGCGAAAUCAAGAAUAUCUUAAGUAAUAUUAAUGAAAUGAUAUGACUAUCAAACUUAGUUGCUCACUCACAAUAACAGCAGUAUGAUCGUUACAGAGCAUGUCCCAUUUCCCCCUGACCCCAUUUCUUCCCGUAUAAAUUGAAUUCAUGUAGAACGUUUGUUCGACGAUAAAAGCUUGUAUUUGCGUCUUACCCAAUAGAGUUCUAGAGUGUGACGUCACCAAAAUCAUAUUUUAAGAAUUUUUGAAUUUUAACUACAUAACAUUAGAGAUCUCCAUGAAAUACUCCCAUUUAGAUAUGCAAAAUUUGCCAAAUAUGUCUAAAAUCGGUUCAGAUAUGGCCAAAGAAAGACUUUUAAGUUUCCCAAUGAACCACUGUUAUUUUGGUUCUGUUCAUAGAGUUAUGAACAGAGACCAAAAUACAGAAGUUUGAUGGGGAAAGAGCCAAUACACAUUUGGUCAUAUCUCUGCCAAUUCAUAAGACAAUUGACUAAUUUUCCAUAUUUAGAGGUAUUUCAUGAUGCUCUUUCAUGUUAUUGAAUCCAAGUACAAAAUUUCUAAAAAAAAAGAUUUGUGUGACGUCAUCACUUUAGAACUCUUUGGCAGCGCAGUAUAACAUUCAAAAUCCAAUCUACCCAGCGAAGGAAACAAACAACAUUAUCUGUUUAGUAAAAGAUGGGUGCCUCUACAAUCCAAAUUGUUUUGUAGAAAGAACGCCUAAAGUACAGUAUUUAAAGCAUAAUAACUCUAAACAUUAAACUCUAGAAAUACCAACCAGUCUUAUAGAACGCUUUCAACUUUUCGAGAAGAAAAUGAUAGAAACUUUUUUUCUUCUAGAAACCAAUCUUCAUUCAGGCAACGUCUUGCAAAAAUAUAGCCGGAAUUGAAAAUAUAUGCUAUGAUAUAUGCUAAAAUAACAAUAAAACUUUGCUUUCUGUUCUCAGCCAAAUGAUGGUUGAAGAAAAUCGAUUUUUAAUUAUUGCAGGAGCACUUAAAGAUUUGUGCCAAAUUAAUUGUUUGUUUUAAGUGUAUAUUCAUGACAACUUUACUCUUACAUUGAUAACUCAUCAUUGGAAGUGGUAUUCGAAACAGAAACUCUAUCAGCGAAAGAAUGAAACAGUACCCCUAGGCUCUGUACGAUUUUGUAAUGGAAUCGCCAACGAAAUCAGUAUUAUAUUUUUUGUAAUGGAAUCAGUAUUAUAUUUUUCUCUAACGACAAUAUUUAUUAAAAUACAUUUCAAAUUUGAACAUUGAUGGUAUAUAACGGUAAAAUGCAUUGACGGCACAUUGCAACACAUAUCAAACUUUUUAUGCAUGCAGACAUACAUAUAUUCAUUCAUACUUACUAUGUUUUUCUGUCAUAUGAAAGAAAUUUCUCAGCAAAAUCUUAGUU
Messenger RNA from Rhopilema esculentum, 3231 nucleotides. RefSeq names its product ultra-long-chain fatty acid omega-hydroxylase. NCBI's taxonomy places the organism in Eukaryota, Metazoa, Cnidaria, Scyphozoa, Rhizostomeae, Rhizostomatidae. The record is from RefSeq and is a predicted model, not a curated record. Gene Ontology annotation, molecular function: iron ion binding; monooxygenase activity; heme binding.